CAUACUCCGCACUGUCAAUUGUGCAGCAGCACAUCUAGCCAACUCUGUGUCUGGUAUGGAGGAUAUAGCUCUGCGUCACCGACAUAGAGCCAUGUUCGCACUUUCCUCCGUCAUCCAUUCCAUGUUUCAUCCGGAGGAUGAAGGGUCCGGGCAACAUUGGCUAUCGCGUUCGUCCACAAAGACUAGUAGAUACCAUGCCCUCCUAGCGUCGCUUUUGUUGAAUAUAAGUUCGACAUCAAAGGCUUGGUAUGAUUCUUCUUUGACAGGCCUUACACAUCUGUUCGGGGCACGAUUACUCUUUCAAGCAUGGACGAGCGAUGAGGGUCUCUCCACUCGAGAAGACCAGCCCUCGCUAUUGACACGUGAGCAAAGCUUCAUCGUCGGUGCCAUGGCCUUUUUGGAAUGUUUGGCGUCUAUCAUAAUUGACCAACCAAUCGAGAUCCUGACGUACCUACGACCAUUCUCUACACUUGCCGAGAACCAACGUAUCUAUCCCAAUCCUUGGACUGGAGUGAGCACGCCGCUCUUCAUCAUGUUGGCCGAGGUAGCAACGCUCAUCAGACAAAAGCGAAAUUUGACUGCCUUGAGCUCCGCCGAACCGCAAACUGAAUCGCUCUCACAGCUGAAUACAAGCCUGACCAAGAACGCGAGCCAACUUUUCAACUCGGCCCUUUCGCAUCGGGCCCCAUCAACUGCGAUAACGGAUGAGACUAAAGACACCAAAACACCUCUGCAUCAUCUCGGAAGCAUAGACUGUAUUUUUCGCUUGAUCAUCCUGCUAGAGCUUGCACAGAUCUUUCCAGAUGUUGUCCUAGACAAUACCAAUGCUGUUCGCGACAAGGCAGAGUUACAGCAAGAGAGCCAGAAAGUGGCGCGGGACUUUGCUAUCGCGGCCUUGAGGAUGAUCUCCGAACUGCCAAAAACGUCUGGAACGCUCAUAAUGCUGACAAUACCCCUCGUCUCCGCUGGAAGUGCCUUGCGAAAUCUCGAGAGCCAUAGAUACGAUCACAAGUUCGACUCUCACUUGUUUACUGAGCUACGUAAGGACGUAUCCGACCUCAUCAAUCAACCACUUCCAUUAGCGACAUGGCGAGAUCUAGUCGAGCUGCGAAUCGAGCAGCUGGAGCGGCGGGUGGGUUUAGCACCAGUGCGCAGAAUGAGGGAACUGUUAAAGGCAGUCUGGCAUCAGGCAGAUGAAGCAACCCCGAGCGUAGAUUCUUCCACGCGAAUCCACGUCCAUUGGAUGGAUGUGAUGAUAAAAGAGAAGUUGGAGACCCUCCUGGGA
This is a messenger RNA of Aureobasidium uvarum, 1285 nucleotides long. Lineage: Eukaryota; Fungi; Ascomycota; Dothideomycetes; Dothideales; Saccotheciaceae. The record is from the annotation of a GenBank genome assembly.